CGGGCUUGUCCGAAUUCAACACACAUGCUACCUAGCUGGGAGCCUAGAUGACAUAGCCAGUGCAAAACCACCACCUUCAGUACUUUCAUCUCAAUGACAGGUUUGGGUAGGGUCUCGGAAACAGCGUCGGCUUGAACUGCGUGCUUGAUCACCAGCUGCCAGUGUUAUUCUGUACGCAGUUCUGGCCUGGGGCGACAUCCUCUCGCAUGUAGUCCCAUGCUUUUUUUGCCCCAUUGCAGCGACUGGCAGUAGUCCCAUGCUUCUGAGCCCUGUCGUUGUAUCCAUCCCAAGUCCGGACACAUGAGUCGAACUUCGAUCUUUUAUUGCGGCAAGAGAUUGAUGGGUCUUUACCGUGGUUGUGGUUUUAGACGGAGUCAGUCCAACGGCGCCUCUUUUACAAGACGGUUCCGCUACGAGGAGUGAAGCGCCUGGGUCAGGGUUGGUUCCCUGAUGUACAAAGCAACAAACAAUGCCGCGGGUCAAGAGCUACACCGGUGACGCCAUCAAUUUCAAACAGAUCGCCGGACGCCUCACCAGUCCAACAGCCACCACGCGCAAAGAUGCCGUCGAAGAUUUAUUGGCCUAUUUUGAGGCGGUUGAUAACGGGUCUCAAAGUCAAAGGAACCCCUUUGAUGACAAGUCCUACCACUCUCUCUACGAGGCGCUAUUCGGUUGCGCUCUGCUGGAGAAGGAGAGCUACUUCGGAUCCAGAAAGUCAAUCAAGUCCACUGCCAACGCCAGUGCCAGACUGGUCAAAUGCGCCGAAGCCCUGCGCAUGGCCGUCCGCCAUGGGACAACCACGAUCAAGCGCAAGACGGCCAAGGCCAUUAUCGACCACAUUACGCAGGUCCUUCCGGGGCCCGAAGGAACCUACAUUGCACCUCUCCUCAAGGACUACGUGAAGGCUCUGGGCACCCUCCUUGAUUUCUCGGCAAAUGUCGAGCACCUGGCGGCUUUCUCCGGUGAGAGCUGGGAGACAUGCGUCAACUUCUGUGUUGAGGCUCUAUCCCGCUACCUCGAGUCGGGCGACCGAGACAGCGGGUCUCUGUCUCGCGCCUCCCCGGCCCCUGGAUCGACCACUAGAUCCGGCUCCGUCGCGGUAGCACAAGGAUCCGGCCAGAUUGGUGGUCAGAUAGCUCUCGAUUUUUUGACAUGCCUCAACUCACUUGUAAGCGCCUCAAACGCGCCGGUGCCAAGGAAAGCAGACAAGAUCUCGAAUGUGGUGCUGCAGAUCCUCCAGCUCCGGCAGAUGAGGGUUGGCGAGCUGCAAAAAGCUGCCUUCUCGACCUUCAAUGUCAUCUUUCGGCGCAUCCAGGCGGAUGACGUCUCACUGGCGAAGAGACUAGUCAGGGGCCUAAUUCCCCUUGUUUCCCACUGGUGGCAGCCUCGAGCUCUUUCCCGAGACGCGAUGCUGAACUCUAUCCGCGACGAAAUGCUCAAGACCAUCUACGGAACCCACCUGUAUGUGGAGAGUCUACUUCGCGAAUCCGCCGACGACUCCUUUUUUCAGGAUGUUGAGGACCUGCUUGAUGCCCUGUGGUCCGACUACUCGAGACGCGAGGAGCGUGCCCGGCUUCAACUGGACGAUGUCAGCUUCACGGGAAUGCGUCUCCCUUCAGAUCACCCAUCCACUGCCGUCUUCAGCCUACGCCCUUACAAUCAGGCGGGCGAGCAGAAUUGGGUUCUCUUGGAGAACCUCGCAAUCCUAGAAGCCGCUUACUCGCGCCACUCUCAGCGAGUCCACAGCCAGCAGCAGCAGCCCGAGAAUGGCCAGCCCCGGAAGAGGCGCCGGGUGGCCGGUAGCUCUAACAGGAUACAUCAGAAACUGCAAUCCUUAGAUCCGGCUGUGCGGCUGUCCGCCCUGCAACUCAUUCCGUUCCUAUCCAGGCAAGAGCAGCUAUCUCUAGAAGAUACCGUCGAGGCCAUUGCAGACUUGUCCAAGUCAGUCACUGCCAAGCAAAGCGUCGUCGCCUCUUGGGCGAUGCUCGCCUGUUCGAGUCUGGCCGCGCAUGAAGCGUCACGGCAUGCGUCGCUUUGCUCGUCCUGGAAACAGCUUUGGCAACUUGGUGUACGGUCGCUGUCUCUGCCUCCUACGAGUCGUGCUGCCUGCGUGCUCCUCCACUCGAUACUAAAGGCGAACCUCGUCCCUCGGCAUGAACUUGCGGACGAUGUCAACCAGAUUGUCACAACCGCCGACAUCAGCGGGCCUUCGGUGCUGGUCGAUUCGUCCCUCGUCUUGAUGCUGGGCUUGCUGCGCCUCCGCAACAAUAUGUUCCCUAACGCAAGCCAAGCUACGUCAAACCACAUCAUCCGGUGGGUGUUUGUCAGGUGGAGUCCUGCCGAACUGAUAUAUGCCUCACUCCACGCAACGCAUGCCACGCCUUACGACCUUGUCAACCUUUUGCGGGCGUGCUAUGGAGCUCCAGCCCUUACCAUGGCAGUGCCACUACGUUUGUUUGGCGGUCCCAUCGCUCAGUUCUGGAAGAGCCAGACAGAAACCCACGCGUUCAUACGGUAUCUGCUUCUUCUGGAUCAAGAAGACGUGGCAGCACCGGCCGCCGAAACGCCGUCGGCCGAAGAGCAGCCGGCCGAGUCUCAGCAAGUUGCUGAUCCAGCGGGGUCCCAUGCAGCAAGACGGCUUGCGCUCGAGCUACUUUAUCCGAAGAUCGAGGAGCUUCAGCAGCUAGCAGACUCGUGGCAGAAGCGCGGUGGAGAAGGUGCAAUACCAGUUUCGGCCGAGCGGCUGCAGAGCAUGUUGCUCGCCUGUCUCACUGGGUCUCUUCUGCUUCCGGAGCUAGUCAACCUCAACUCUUCCAUGUCGAGGGACCUCGAAGCAGCGCUCUUCAACAUCGUUGACGCCACGCUGAAAGUGAUACUGGGUACUGCCGCGAACGAGCACUUUUUCGACUUACUUCUGACGUCUUCGGCUCCGUACAUACCGCCCAUUACCGAAACGGAGCUUGUUUCGUUGAAGACAGAGAGGCCACAUCUGCUGAGAUUGUUCGGCAAGCUCUCUAAUGCUUUGCACGAGAGAUCUCGUCGGGAGUCGUCUCUCCGUCAGCCCGAUGUUAUCGAUAUCGACGACGAAUUUGAGUCUCAAACGAGUCAAAGCAGUACAGCAUCCAAGAAGAAGACCCUGCCCAGGAGAGACCUGUUGCUGUGCCAUACGCCUGAAGCAUUCUACCUGGAAACAAGCCUACGGAUACACCUUCUUGAGAUCGUGCGCGGAGACGACGGCGAGAUUGGCCGCAUUCCAGAGUCCAUCAUUGACCAGCUCCUUGAACUUCCUGAGGAGCAGUUCUUAUCCUGCCGGCUGUUCAUGCGGGAGCUCUUCACCUCGGAUGCCGUGACCCCUCUCGAAACGGCCAUGAGGAUCCUGGAAGCUGCUGGGCGCAUAAUUAGUCGCGGCGAGUACACCUGCUGCGAAGUGGCGUUGUGCAACUGCCUCGAUAUCAUGGAUAACUUCAUCAGUAUGUGGACCGAGGAGGAUGUCGAGAUGGCAAACAUGGCUGGCGAUCUCUACCACUACCUGGUGAAGAACUGCUUACCAAAUAACUCCCUCUCGGCCGCCGCGCAAAUCCGACUGUCCAGCCUGCUCUUGCACCUCUUGGAGGUCAAGUCCACUUACGCCUCUAGUCUAGGGUUGCCAUCUGCCCGGUCUACCCUCAUGAGCAUCCUGCAAGACGGAGCCAUGGAAGUCAAGUACUUCAUUGGCCGCAACCUUCCCAAGAUCUUCGGAUUGUACGUCCUGAAGACACACGACGAAAUCUUCGUCGACGUGUUGGAAAGCCUGCCCUCGGACCCAGAAGUCAGCGAGGGGAUCGCAUUUCGGCUAUUCGUCCUAGCAGAGCUGGCCUGUCGAUGGCCGACGCUGCUGCGCCGUUGCAUCUACCAUAUCUUCGAGACGCCAGGGAAGAUAUCCCAGUCCGAAAACUAUGCAGCCAGCUGCCUCAAACGGAUCUCCCGGACGUUGCGACUCAGUGGACCUCAGGAGUUAUUCAGACUGUUCGCUCCUCAGCUGUUGUACACCUGGCUAGAAGCAGACUCCAUCCAGGAGAUCCCGUUCAGCAUCUUUGGCUUUCCAAGCCUCCACGAUCUACUCCAGGAAGCCCAGACGGAGGCUGCCGCCAUCAUGAUCAUGCGUGGUCAGGAGAAAGCGGCCCUGGACUUGGCACAAUCCCUGGGUCUGACUCCCGAACAGAUGGUCCAACAAAGCUUCACCAGAAUCAUAGCCUACAGCAUCGCGCACGACAUCAGCAUCCCAGGGGGUGCAGACUACGUGACAGGGGAGAGUCGGCUCAGGAGGAUCCUUGGGAAGGAGGGCUUCCUUUCGAACAUCCAUCUCAACUUCGCCGACAUCAUAGCGACCUUUUUCGACACCUUUGAUCAGGAGUACCCCAUUGAGAAGACCUUCCGGCGAGAUGACCGGUUUGCCUAUGCGGCGAAUGCCAUGGACGAGAUCAAAACACUGGGCCACUUACCCGCCGCAUUACCUCCGAAUCAGCAGCCGAUGUUCAAAGCGAAAUAUCUACCGAGGGAAAUCCUUCAUCUGUGCAGCCGGACCCCGUACGAGCCGGAGACACUAUGGACACCAGCCCUCGUCGUCUUCGUGGCUCGCAAGCUGCUGAACACCAUACACCCCGCGCUAGGACCAUUGCACGCCUGCUCCGUCCUUCGCAAGAUACGCGUGAUGAUCUGUAUGGCGGGCGACCAUGCGACAUCUGCGUACCCUCUGGAGAUGCUUCUGCAUUCCCUUCGGGCGUUUGUGGUUGAUCCGGAAUGCGCCGACGAUGCUUUAGGCAUCACCCAGUAUCUCAUACUCAAAGGGGGCAACCACCUUAAACAGACGCCCUCCUUCCUUGCCGGGUACGCGCUGUCUAGUCUGGCGGACCUCCGCGUCUUCCUCGAGUCGAGCCAGUCCAGCACAACGCAAGAGAGCCAAUUCAAGGCCACUAAAACCAAAGCACAGCUCUUCCACUCGUGGUUUUCCAAGUACCUGGCCAACUACGACUCCCCUGCCUUCCAGGACGACGUGCAGAGACAGGCUUUCAAAUCCAUCACGCAGUCCGCCGCUCAUAUUCGGGCCUCCGGUAAUGCGGAGAAGGGGACACACGAGAGCAACCUGCUCCUAGAAAUCCUAGAAGACUGGAAUCGGGAGAACCGGCUGCUGAACGAGCCGGCGCGUGAUGUUGCGCUGUCGAUGCUUUGUGGCGUCUUCAAGGUGCCCCCGUCAAGCAGGCUCGACGUUAUCGAGACAGACGACGACGCAGUGAAUCACGGCGCUGUUGUGUGGAAGAGCUGCGCCUCCCAGCGCCUGAGCGGGGAGUACCUAGCCUGGGCAGGACGCGUACUCGGCCGUUCGUUUGCGGCCUCCGGUGAAGUGCCGGACGAGUUGUUGCGUGAGUCGCACCUCAACGAGUAUCGCAGGCUGUCGUUGGACGUCGGCAGUUCCGAGGAGGGCCUGUUGAAUCUCAUUGAGGCGCUCACCGUCAGCGGCGACUGCUUCACGGCCGGCUUGGCCGAGGCUGCACUGCGCACUGUGGUUUCUGACGCCGUCGGCGACGAGGACCACGACCUUCUUAGCGCGUGCCAACAGAGUCUUUCCGAGUCGCUGCUGAUUUCUUCGAACUGGGACCCGUAUCGCACGCCGCAAUCGGACCAAUUCAGGGUCGAGUCUCCUGCUGAGGCGGAAGUGUUUUCGGCAAAGCAUCUCGAGAGCCCGAAUUGGUCGCAGCAGCUUGCCACCCUCCUCGCUCAGUCGGUACCGGAAAUUGUGACGCUGAGGGUGCUGCCUCCGAUCCUCACCAAGGUCAAGGGCUUUGCGGAGAGGGCUUUCCCCUUCGUUGUUCACCUGGUGUUGACAUACCAGCUGGACAAGCAGCAGGGGGUCAAACGGCAGUUCUCGGAGGCUCUCAGGGAGUGGUUGAAGUCCACAUCCGAUGCGGCCAAGGAGAACUUAAAGCUGCUGAUCAACACCAUUCUCUACUUGAGAACUCAGCCACUGCCUGGCGAGGCGUCGAUCGCAGAUCGAGGUCACUGGCUGGAGGUCGACCUGUCGAGCGCGGCUGCUGCUGCCACGCAGUGCGGCAUGUUCAAAGUCUCCCUCUUGUUUGUCGAGCUGGCGAAUUCCGAAUCAUCAAGAAGCUCGCGGCGCUCUUCCGUCAGAGAGAUUGAGGACUCCAGCGAGAUCCUGCUGAGCAUCUUUGAGAACAUUGAUGAUCCGGAUGCCUACUACGGUCUGAACCAGGACGCUUCGCUCUCCACCGUCGUGUCCCGCUUAGAGUAUGAGAAUGACGGGAGCAAGAGCCUCGCUUUCCGCGGCGCACAGUAUGACAGCCACUUACGGGACAGGGAUCCUGCCUCGAGGCGCGACGGCCAGGCGCUUAUCAAGGCUCUGAGUAGUCUUGGUCUCGCCGGCUUGUCCAAUUCCUUGCUUCAGACCCAGCAGAGCCUGGACGGUUCGUCAGACUCGCUGGAGGCCACGUUCACGACCGCGAGAAGGCUCGAGAUGUGGAACCUACCGGCCCCGUCGAAGACUGAUAACUGGGCUGUGACGGUGUACAAGGCAUACCAAGGCAUGCAACAGGCCGCCGACAUUGAUACGGUUAGAAGCGUGGUUCAUGACGGGUUGAGGAGCACCGUUCGGCACCUCACCAACCAUAGCCUCAACACCUCGACGCUGCGCCAUCAGCUUGGAGCGCUCGCGGUGUUGGCCGAACUCGAUGAUGUCUUGAACGUCACCGAUCAGUCUGAAUUGCAGCAUGUGCUGGAAGCCUUCGAGAGGCGAUCAAAGUGGAUGAUGAGUGGGCGGUACCCCGACGUGAGCCAAAUUCUGUCCUGCAGGGAGACCACACUGAGCAUGUGGAGUCAACAUCACAAACUGAGAUCGACUCGGUUGACGCCAGCGGAGGCCCGGCUCGUCCAGGUUCGCGGCAUGCUGCUUUCAUCCGACAUCUUCCGCUUCCACCGCGCAAACCAGGAGACCCUGAACCUGUCAACAACGCUUACGGAUCUUAUCCCUUCGAGUCAAUCGUUGGGUCUCAGUGUUGAUGCUGCAAUCAAGAUGGAGGCGGCCAAUUCGCUGUGGGACCACGGGGAGAUGAUCUCUUCCAUCCGGAUGCUGCAGAACAUCGACAGAGACUCGUCCCUGAAGAAGCAGACGGUGCCUGUCAGUCGUUCGGACCUGUUGUCCAAGAUUGGAUACCAAGUCUCUGUUGCGAGGCUGGAGAGCCCCGACAGUAUCCAGAAGAAGUACCUUGAGCCAGCGCUCAAGGAGCUCCGAGGAAAGGACGAAGGGAAAGAGGCCGGCCAGGUGUUCCACCAGUUUGCCAUGUUCUGCGACGAGCAGCUUCAGAAUCCGGAUAGCUUGCAGGAUCUGGCGCGCCUGAAGAACUUGAAGAAGGGCAAGGAUGAGGAAGUUGCCCAGCUGAAGGAGCUGAUUGCCAACUCCAAGGAUUCUCAACACAGGAACCGAUACCAGAGCCAUCUUGCGAAAGCCAAACAGUGGCAAGACCUCGACCAGCAGGAACUCCGCCGGGUAGAGCAGACUCGCUCGGAGUUCCUCAGACUCAGCUUGGAGAACUACCUGCUGUCGCUGGCGGCAUCUGACGAGCACAACAACGAUGCAUUGCGCUUCAUGGCACUCUGGCUGGAACAGUCGGAGGAGGACGUCACGAACGAGGCUGUCAAGAAGUACAUCGGCAAAGUGCCUACGCGCAAGUUCGCACCGUUGAUGAACCAGCUCUCCUCGCGUCUGCAGGACCAGCCGGUUCUCUUCCAGAAGCUGCUGAUCGAUCUGGUCUACCGCAUCUGUACAGACCAUCCCUACCACGGCAUGUACCACAUCUGGUCCGGAGCCAGGACGCGUGUCAAUAAGGAUGACGAGGUUGCCGUCUCCCGCCAGAAGGCGACGGACAGGGUGGCGAAGGCGCUGACCAAGGCGGAUAAGAAGGUGUCCCACAUCUGGCCGGCAAUCGACCAGACGAGCAGAGCCUACCACGCACUGGCCAUGGACCGCGACCCGAACAGGUACAAGGCCGGCCAGAAGAUCGCGAUCAAGAGCUCAUCUGUCGGCCAGAACUUCCUGCACAUCAUGGCCAAGUACCCCAUCCCGCCGCCGACGAUGCAGAUCGCGCUCUCGGCCAGCCAAGACUACUCGGACGUGCCCAUGAUCCACAAGUUCGAGCCCGAGAUGUCCAUCGCCUCCGGUGUGAGCGCACCCAAGAUCAUCACGGCUGUCGGUACCAACGGGCAGCGGUUCAAGCAACUUGUGAAGGGCGGCAACGAUGACCUGCGCCAGGACGCCAUCAUGGAGCAGGUGUUCGCGGCCGUUUCCGAGCUCCUCAAGCUCCACCGCACGACAAGACAGCGGAACCUCGGGGUCCGGACGUACAAGGUGCUGCCCCUGACCUCGUCCUCCGGCCUGAUCGAGUUCGUCUCCAACACGAUCCCGCUCCACGAGUACCUGAUGCCGGCGCACGAGCGGUACUACCCGCGCGAUCUGAAGGGCUCGCAAUGCCGCAAGGAGAUCUCUAACGCGCAGACAAAAACCACCGAGACGCGCAUCGCCGUCUACCGCAAGGUCACGGAGCGCUUCCACCCGGUCAUGCGCUACUUCUUCAUGGAGUACUUCCCGGACCCGGACGAGUGGUUCCACAAGCGCACCGCCUACACGCGCACCACGGCCGCCAUCUCCAUGCUCGGCCACGUGCUGGGGCUUGGCGACCGCCACGGCCACAACAUCCUGCUCGACACCAAGACCGGCGAGGUCGUCCACAUUGACCUGGGUGUCGCCUUCGAGAUGGGCCGCGUCCUGCCGGUGCCGGAGCUCGUGCCCUUCCGCCUGACGCGCGACGUGGUGGACGGCAUGGGCAUCACCAAGACCGAGGGCGUCUUCCGCCGCUGCUGCGAGUUCACGCUCGACGCCCUCCGCGAGGAGGCCGCCUCCAUCCAGACCAUCCUCGACAGCCUGCGCCACGACACGUUGUACCAGUGGUCCAUCUCCCCCGUGCGCAUGGCCAAGCUGCAGAAUGCGCGCGGCUCGGCGGCAGCAGCAGCCGAGGGCGGGGAGGAGGAAGACGGCGAGGAGAGUGCUGCUGGUGUGGGUGGCGGUGCGGAGGGGGGCAGGAGGGAUGGUGGUGGCGGGGGCAAGAAGGCGCGGUCGUCGGUCAACGAGCCCAGCGAGGCGGAUCGUGCCAUCGAGGUGGUCAAGAAGAAGCUCAGCAAGACGCUGAGUGUCAUGGCCACGGUCAAUGACCUGAUCAACCAGGCGACGAGUGUGUCGAACCUGGCGGUUUUGUAUUCUGGCUGGGCCGCAUAUGCUUGAGUCAAACGUAGGGGGUGUGUACGGUAGAUAAUUUAGAUGGGGGAGGAUAUAGCCAGACUUGGUAGGUAUUAUUUGUUGCUCGUGAAAAUGGAACAGACUUUGCUCAUGUCCUUCUGGCUACUAGCAUCCAAAUGUCUGCUGGAGU
Chaetomium strumarium is the source of this 9470-nucleotide messenger RNA. RefSeq lists its product as uncharacterized. The transcript is spliced from 8 exons. The record is from RefSeq and is a predicted model, not a curated record. Gene Ontology annotation, molecular function: protein binding; protein serine/threonine kinase activity. Bases 470 to 9325 code for a protein of 2951 amino acids. Gene Ontology annotation, biological process: DNA repair. Lineage: Eukaryota; Fungi; Ascomycota; Sordariomycetes; Sordariales; Chaetomiaceae.